Molecule: messenger RNA, 4221 nt
Organism: Pimephales promelas (fathead minnow)
Lineage: Eukaryota; Metazoa; Chordata; Actinopteri; Cypriniformes; Leuciscidae
Gene: lrtm1
Product: leucine rich repeat transmembrane protein 1
Biological process (GO): positive regulation of synapse assembly; axonogenesis
Molecular function (GO): protein binding
Source: RefSeq, a predicted model, not a curated record
CAGUGCUUUCUGAAGGCAGUGUGUGCAUGUGAGCAACACCGCGUGAGCUGGUGAAGGAGCUUUGGGCAUGUGCGCGCGCGCGAGUGUGUGUGAGGAAACGAGAGAAAUGCUAGGGCACGCUCUGCCAGUUCUCUGCCUGCGGACACUCAGUGAUGUCAGAGCAGUUCAACAGAACAUUGUGUGUGCGUGUGUGUGUGUGUGUGUGAGAGAGAGAGAGAGAGAGAGAGAGCAGCCCUCGACAAUGAGAGUGUGUUUUUAUUUGAGUGUGGUUAUGUAUGAGGCAAUAGAUGUGAAGAUGAUACCAAGCAAAACAUGACGGAUCUGGCAUACAUGCACAUACACAGAGAACGGAAGAGAGAUAGAAAGAGGCACAGGAGAAGAAAAUGACUGUCGUCCAGUAACACAACUUCUUAUUUCUGGGAUUUACUCUGAUCAGACAUGCUGGACUAACCCUGGACACGCUGACCGGAGGAACCGCUAGAAACCAUGACAGGUGUGGUCUUUGCAUUAUCCAGCCUGUUAUUACUCCAGACGGCCUCCUCUUGCCCCAAGGAGUGCUUGUGUGACACUCACACCAAAGUGGUGGACUGCCGGGGACGAGGUCUUUAUGAUGUUCCACGUCAACUCAAUCAAGACACCCUGGAGCUGUAUCUCCAAAACAACCGUCUCCGAGGCCUGGGCUCCAUGUCCUUUCGAGAGACGCCACAACUUAAAAUUCUGGACCUGGCCAACAAUUCAAUCACAAUGCUCUCCACCAGUGCCCUUCUGGGACUCAGAAGCUUGAAGGUCCUCAGCCUGGCCAAUAACUCUAUCCGGGAAUUGGACCGGCGUCUUCUGGUUUCAGUAAGAAACCUAACCAUAUUGGACCUGUCCUAUAACACCAUCGGCGGUCUACCUGCCGCUUUUGCUGAGAGUUUCCACCAUCUUACCCAUCUGUCUCUCCAUUACAAUCGGCUGACUAAACUGGAGCGUAUACACCUGGAGGCUCUGGGAAACCUGAAAGUUCUGCAACUGAAGGGCAAUCCUUGGAGAUGUGACUGUAAUAUGAUAGGACUCAAGCUAUGGCUGGAGAUGUUUGCUUUCAAAGGUGGAGUGGUGGACAGCAUCACGUGCGUCCAACCUCAGCUCAUGCUGGACCGAGACCUGCGGCACAUUCCCUACGAGCUCUUCCACUCCUGCAUGAUCACCAGCUACAGCUACCUGUUCGCCAACAUCCACUACCUGGACGGCAAGCACCGCGCGCUCAGCGGACCGCUUCACCCGAGCCCUCGAGCUCCGUCCGGGAGCGACUUCAACCCGCCGGGAGAGGGGAUCCUGCCCGAGUGUGAGCCCAAGCAAAGACCCCGGCCUGCCAACUACCGGCACGCCAUCGCCACCGUGGUCAUCACAGGAGUGGUGUGUGGCAUCGUGUGCUUGAUGAUGUUGGCGGCAGCUGUGUACGGAUGUGCGUAUGCUGCAAUCAACGCCAAGUAUCAAAGAGAGCUGAAGCAGAAAGCCAAAGAAGCGGGUGUUGUAGAAGAGCGGAAAAACAUUGAAAGAGAGGAGAAGAAGGAACCGCUGGAGUGAUGCGAAGAUACAUGAAGGACACACUCCACAGUGGUGCAUCUAAGUUCCUUCGAGGCGAGUGCACUCGGCACCGUACUGGCGAUGUCCCCGGGCAGCUAUUUCUCUAGAUAUGCAAACACAACUCCUACCUAAAGGGGCAAGACGGAUGAUCAAGAUAGCAUAUGCUUCAAUGAGGCUAGAAGAACUGCAUUUUCAGGCAAACGCACACAUUUCUAGAAACAAUAGGUGAUUCUUCUGGCAAAAAGGCAGUUGGCUCUUCGUCAAUCCAAGCGAACACACAUUACGAGACUACAUGUCUUGUUGUUUAAGCUGUGUAUUGUUAGUGUCUGUAGGUUAUGUGUUUUUUUCUCCAUGUUACCUGCACUCGGAUAUCCCCAUUUAUUGGUCUUUCGACAGCUUCAAGGCAGAUUAUAUUUCCCCCAGUGCAUUAUGGGUCAGAAGUUUCCCGACGUUGGUGAAAAGGAACGCCACAGUUUUCUUUAGUCAUGUAGAACCAGUUUAAAGUGCUCAUUUCAUCUGCAUAGCCAACCAUGUUUUAUUGAAGCUCUCUCUCGAGUUCACACUGGUUUGAAGGCGAACAAAUGCCGUUUCCCGUCACACACGGCCUCAUUCAUAUAUUUUAUUUUUUUGGUUCUUUUUUUAAUUUCUGGGCUCGGCAACCUUUUUGUCAUGAAAAACACGACACACACAUUUUAUAAGUUCAUAAUGGCUUAAUUGAAAGAUCAACACACUUUACUACUGAAACGUGAUGACCAAUCAUUACUUAUUAUUAAAAAUAGUGUAGAACUUUAAAUAUUUUAUUUAUUUUUAAUAAUUUAUUUCAAUCAUGUCAUUAUUGCCAAAAUAACUCGCAAGAUGUAUGAUUUUCCGUCAUGUAAGCAAAGUCAACAGUUAUUACAAGAUGUUUGGUUUCAUUUCUAUUACAUAUGAUCUAAUCGAGGACUGGUCUAUUCGUGGGCGAUGGUUAAACGUAAUUUUCAAAAAUUACGCCCAAAUUCCGCGUUGUUUUAGCCAAGACAUCAGGCUGUGUUUGGGCAGCUUUAAAAUGCAAAGUUGCUUUCUGGGUUUACUUAGUCAAAUAUCGUAGUCUGUUGCACGUGUACCAUCGGUCUAGUUGAAACACAUAGCUUGUGAUUAGUUCUGUAAACUGGCCACAAACACACUGUCACAUAGUUCAGUUCUCCGAGUGUGUCCGUUUCCCUGCCCUCGUACAGUCUCUGGUGUCUCUAUCGUGUGUGUCGUGUCAGUACACUAAUGAACAUUGUCAAUUCCUCUGAGCUUUAGUGAGGCCAAAGAUUUAUGUGAACACAUCUAUAAAUGCAGUUAAAAGAAGCGUUUCAAUUGUUUAUGUUUAAUACAGGAGUCGACUGGGUUUUUUAAUAGCAGAAAUGACUUAGUAUUUCCAUAUAAACUAUACCAGAUUGAAAUGUUUCAUUUACAGUCUUCUGCCUAAUUUAUUAAAUGUAUUGCCUUAUCAGUUCAUAAUAUGGUCAUCAUGUAGGCAGAUCCUAAUAUCAGUGUCUUAAGUGUUAUAUAUAUAUAUAUAUAUUGUAUAAGCCUCACUGUAAAUAUUCAGGUAGAAACCCAACGAGAUUCUGAGCUCUUGGGAAAUGCUGGAAUAUCCAAGAUUAUAUAAAUGUGCAUAUGAAGGGUUGAUCUGCGUUAUAUAACAUCCGCACACACAGCCGAGCAAUAAUUGGUUAGUUGACGUGAUACACGCUGGGAAAGCUGACAUGAUAUACACACUACACACACUGCACAUCUAGUGCUCAUUCUUUUAUAUUAUCAUAAAACCUGUUUUAAAUGGAGAAUAUACUGAAUAUUCAUUCUUUAAAAAAAUCUUCAGUCAAUCAACCAUUUAAAAUCAACCAGUGAAGGGAAAGCGGAGCAUUUGCACACCAUACACACACACACUAGCAAAAUCUCAAUAAAUAUGAAUUUAAUGUCAAGCAAUUGAAAUCAGUUUUGAUUAUAGAUAUUCUGUAAAGUGGAGGACACACACGCACACAAAUGUCCCAGUUACACAAGAGCGUUCUGUCAGGCUGCAUUAGAGUGUGUGUGUGUGUGUGUGCUAUCAUGAGCACGUGAAACUGAGAAACAACAUGUGCUUUCUAUUAUUAUUCUGUAUCAACCAACACUCACUGAGCCAGAACCUUCAUUUAGUCAGAACUGUGUAACGUGUGUGUGUGUGUGUGUGUACGUGUGGAGACAUGUUGUAAUAUUUCUAUGUUCAAUUUAUAUUUAUUAGAGCUUGAUAUUGCAGCCUAAGAAUAAAGUAGAAGAUACAUAGAAUUUAAAAUCUAUAAAAUAAACAGCAUGAAAUUCUAUAUAGAACAUGAUUUUAGUCGUGUGUGUGUGUGUGUGUGUGUUCUCCAGCAAAACACUGAAUCAUGAGCAGUAGAGGGUGAAAAUCUGUCUGUUCUACUUCAUUUCUCUGUCAGUUAUAACAUGAAUCACUUGUGCAUGAGUGUGUGUGUGUGUGUGUGUGUGCUCCUCCAGGCGUAUGUUCUGACAUCUCUCUCUCUGCGUUAUUUUAUUUCCCUUCAUUUGUCUAGCGUCUCUCUCGCUCUGCUCAUGUGUUUAACCCUCAGAAACACAGCGACCGACGGAGGGCGUCCUCUAAGAUCAGCCGUGAUGUGUGUGUGUGUGUGUGUG